AUGGUGUCUGCGCCUGGCUGGCAACUGAGCAGAGGUUGCUUGCAGCUCGUGGGGAGAUGGUACAGCAUCGGCCUGGCCUCCAACUCCAACUGGUUCAAGGAGAAGAAGCACCUGAUGAAGAUGUGCACCACAGUCAUCUCUGCCACCGCAGAUGGGAACCUGGAGGUCACCUCCACCUACCCCAAGUACGGGCAGGGGGAGGGGGUGGGCGAGCAGGGGGUGCUCCCCAGUGCUGCCAUGCCUGGGGCUAUGCGUGGGCUGGAGAACCCCCCCAGCCCCUCUGAUGUGCUGGCACUGCGCUCCCCAGGGGUGACCAGGGGGCUGCCUCUCACCCUACUCUCGGCUGCAGGCCGGACAAAGGAGCUCAGUCCCGAGCGCCUGGAAAGGUUCACCCAGUUCUCCAGGGAGCAGGGCCUGACGGACGAAGAGAUCCUCAUCCUGCCCCGGACGG
Molecule: messenger RNA, 451 nt
Organism: Balearica regulorum gibbericeps (East African grey crowned-crane)
Lineage: Eukaryota; Metazoa; Chordata; Aves; Gruiformes; Gruidae
Source: RefSeq, a predicted model, not a curated record